UCCCCUCCCUGUCUGCUGUCUCACCAGCAGGUACACUCAUCAGCCAUGAGAAACUCCUGCUCCAGAUCAACACAGAGAGAGAGAUGGGAAACAUGGACUACAAACUGGGACAGGUGUCCAUCCAUUCUGUGUGGCUGGGCAACAACAUUACCCCUCUGAGAGAGGAAGAGUGGGGUGAGGAUGAGGAAGAUGAUACUGAUACUCCGGCCCCCGCCUCUCUUCCUACCUCUCCUAUCAACUCCAGGAAGCAUCGUGCAGGUGUAGACAUCCACUCCUGUUCUCAGUUCCUAUUGGAGCUCUACAGCCAGUGGCUCCUCCCCGGUUCCCCUAGCAACAGACGCACCCCUGUUGUGCUCAUCAGCGAGGUCGUCCGAUCGUUGUUGGCGGUCUCUGACCUGUUCACGGAGCGUAACCAGUUCGACAUGAUGUUCACCACCCUGAUGGAGCUGCAGAAGAGCCAUCCUGCUGAAGAUGAGAUCGUGAACCAGUACCUGGUGCCUGCUCUCUGCAAGGCUGCAGCUGUACUGGGCAUGGACAAGGCUACAUCUGAACCUGUGUGUCGGGUGUUGGAGCUGACCCUGCGCAGCACCCACCUCCCCAGCCGUAUGGGAGCGCUGCACGGCCUUCUGUACGUACUGGAGUGUGACCUGCUGGACGACACGGUGAAACAGCUGAUACCUGCUGUCUCUGAGUACAUACUGAGUAACCUACGGGCCAUAGCACACUGUGUGAACCUGCACAACCAGCAGCAUGUCUUGGUGAUGUGCGCUGUGGCCUUUUACAUGAUGGAGAACUACCCUCUGGAUGUAGGAGCUGAGUUUACAGCUGGGGUUAUACAGAUGUGUGGUGUGAUGGUAUCAGCCAGUGAAGACUCGACCCCCUCAGUGAUCUACCACUGUGUGUUGCGUGGGUUGGAGCGCCUCCUGCUGUCGGAGCAGCUGUCUCGUAUGGACGGAGAGGCACUGGUUAAACUGAGUGUCGACAGGGUUAACAUGCCCAGCCCUCACAGAGCCAUGUCUGCACUGGGACUCAUGCUCACCUGCAUGUACACAGCGGUGCGUACCUCAGCGUCGACAGCAGAGUCAGCGUUGGGGUCAGAGGUGAUGGGGUCAGAGGUUAGAGGUCAGGGGUCAGAGGUUACCUCGGGUCCUGUUGCUUUCUCCUCAGGCAAGGAGAAGGCCAGCCCUGGUCGCCCGGCCGGCGCUGUCGACCCUCAGGCCCCCGACAGCGAGUCUGUCAUCGUUGCCAUGGAGAGGGUCUCUGUGCUCUUCGACAGGAUCCGUAAGGGUUUCCCCAGCGAGGCACGGGUGGUGGCCAGGAUUCUUCCUCAGUUCCUGGACGACUUCUUCCCUCCGCAGGACGUCAUGAACAAGGUCAUCGGAGAGUUCCUGUCCAAUCAGCAGCCUUACCCACAAUUCAUGGCUACCGUCGUCUACAAGGUGUUCCAGACCCUCCAUGCUACAGGCCAGUCCAGUAUGGUGACAGACUGGGUGUUACUGUCUCUAUCUAACCCUCCCUCUCUCUCUAACUCUGUCUCUCAGGUGUUCCAGACCCUCCAUGCUACAGGCCAGUCCAGUAUGGUGACAGACUGGGUGUUACUGUCUCUAUCUAACCCUCCCUCUCUCUCUAACUCUGUCUCUCAGGUGUUCCAGACCCUCCAUGCUACAGGCCAGUCCAGUAUGGUGACAGACUGGGUGUUACUGUCUCUAUCUAACCCUCCCUCUCUCUCUAACUCUGUCUCUCAGGUGUUCCAGACCCUCCAUGCUACAGGCCAGUCCAGUAUGGUGACAGACUGGGUGUUACUGUCUCUAUCUAACCCUCCCUCUCUCUCUAACUCUGUCUCUCAGGUGUUCCAGACCCUCCAUGCUACAGGCCAGUCCAGUAUGGUGACAGACUGGGUGUUACUGUCUCUAUCUAACUUCACCCAGAGAACCCCAGUUGCCAUGGCCAUGUGGAGUCUGUCUUGCUUCUUCAUCUCUGCCUCCACCUCCCAGUGGGUCUCUGCUCUCCUGCCCCAUGUCAUCAGCCGUAUGGGUAAGAGUGACGUGGUGGACAUCAGCCUGUUCUGUCUGGUAGCCCUGGACUUCUACAGACACCAGCUAGAUGAAGAGUUGGACCGCAGAGCCUUCCAGUCGGUCUUCCAGACCGUAGCCUCACCUGGCAACACCUAUCAGCAACUACUGGACUGUCUGCAGAGUAUCCACCAAGACACAUCACUCUGAGAGAGAGAGAUGUAGCUCCUAUCACCAGACAUCAGAGA
Molecule: messenger RNA, 2260 nt
Organism: Salvelinus namaycush (lake trout)
Lineage: Eukaryota; Metazoa; Chordata; Actinopteri; Salmoniformes; Salmonidae
Product: huntingtin-like
Exons: 12
Coding region: 84-2222 (712 amino acids)
Cellular component (GO): nucleus; cytoplasm
Source: RefSeq, a predicted model, not a curated record